Molecule: messenger RNA, 2157 nt
Organism: Daucus carota subsp. sativus
Lineage: Eukaryota; Viridiplantae; Streptophyta; Magnoliopsida; Apiales; Apiaceae
Product: coiled-coil domain-containing protein SCD2
Exons: 17
Coding region: 234-1916 (560 amino acids)
Biological process (GO): cytokinesis by cell plate formation
Source: RefSeq, a predicted model, not a curated record
GAUAUCUUCUAACAUUUCAUCCGGUGACCCGGGAAGGCGUUUGUUUUACUUCAUUUACCUGUCUUCGCCAGCCUCUCCGGCCCGAGUUGAAUCACUUUUGACUCGCCCCCCGCAAAACUCGUCAUAUCUAAAUCUCAAUUACACACACACAAUCUCUCUCUCUCUCUCUCUCUCCCAACUAGAUCCUAGCUCCAAAUAUAUAGCCACAUCUCAUCUCUCUCCUCUUCAUACACAUGGAUCGGAUAAGAAACGGCAGUCCGGCGCACUCCAGACAGUGGAGCGGAGGCUCAAGCAGCACCGGAUCACUGUCUCCGGCGAGAUCGCCGGCGCAUCCUCAGUCUCGCCUCUCUCCGGCCGCCGGAAUGUCAAGCAUCAAGCGCACGCAGAAUUUCGCAGCUAAAGCAGCUGCGCAGCGAUUGGCGCAGGUCAUGGCUUCGCAAACGACGGAUGAUGAUGAGGAAGAGGAUGAUCUAGGGUUCCGCUUCGGCGCGCCUUCAUUUUCUAGUAGCAAUUUGAAGCCUAGUAAUAGUAGUAAUGGAAAUAGUGCAUCUGGUUUUUCGCUUGCUAAGCCGAAUCGAGCUCCCUCGCCUGCGUUAGGUCGGAACUUUAUGGAUCAUGCCCCUUCUGUUCGUUCAACUUCAACUGGAAGACCAGCAUCUGUUCGCUCAGCACAGGUUGUGAAACCGAGUAGAACUUCUAUAAGAACCCCCGUUGCUGUUCCGCCGAUAGAUCCACCUAGUAAUAGACUGCGGGAUAAUAGGUUUACAGCAGAUCGAGGACAGGUAGAAUUGAAAGAUACAGGAAAUCAGCGAGAAGCUUCUGCCCUUCGUGACGAGCUUGAUAUGCUUCAAGAAGAAAACGAGAUUGUUAUAGAUAAGCUUCGCCGUGCAGAACAAAAACGCGAAGAAGCAGAAGCCAGGGCGAGGGAGCUAGAGAAGCAGGUUGCUUCACUUGGCGAAGGGGUAUCUUUGGAAGCCAAGUUAUUGAGCAGGAAAGAAGCAGCUUUACGACAAAGGGAGGCUGCUCUUAAAGCUGCAAAACAGACAAAAGAUGGAAGAGAAGAUGAAAUUGCUGCCCUUCGUGCAGAAAUUGAGAAUGUAAAAGAUGAGACUGCAAAUACUGUAGAACAGCUAAGGGAAGCUGAAUCUGAAGCAAAGGCCCUGCGAACAAUGACGCAAAGAAUGAUAUUGACACACGAAGAGAUGGAGGAGGUUGUCCUAAAGAGAUGCUGGCUUUCUCGCUACUGGGGUCUAGCUUUGAAUUAUGGCAUCUGUGCAGAUAUUGCUGUUUCUAAGCAUGAACAUUGGUCAUCUUUUGCGCCUCUUCCCUUUGAAGUUAUUAUAUCUGCUGGACAAAAAGCAAAGGAAGAGUCUUGGGAUGGUGGCAGUGAUUCAGAGAGGACCAACCUUGUUCGUGAUUUCAGUGAUUUAUCUGGCGAAGGAAAUAUUGAGAGCAUGCUUUCUGUUGAAAUGGGCCUCAGAGAAUUAGCUUCUUUGAAGGUUGAGGAUGCUGUUGUGCUGGCAUUGGCUCAACACCGACGUCCAAAUUUGAUUCGGCAGUCUUCUGAUUUAAAAUCGCCUAGCGAUCCCAAGUUUACAGAGGCUUAUGAGUUGAGUAAAGAAGAGACGGAAGAUGUUCUAUUUAAAGAGGCUUGGCUUACAUAUUUCUGGAGAAGGGCUAAAGUUCAUGGCGUAGAAGAGGAUAUUGCAGAAGACCGACUUCAGUUCUGGAUAAGCCGUAGCGGGCAGUCACCAACAUCACAUGAUGCUGUUGAUGUUGAAAGAGGUUUGACAGAGCUAAGGAAGUUGAGCAUAGAACAGCAACUCUGGGAAGCAUCUCGAAGGGAAUUUGACCAGCAGGCUUCGUUGAAUGGCAACUCUAAAGUUCCCCUAGAGCCAGAAGAGUCUUCUUUGUGAUAGAUUUUGUUUUAAUUGUUUCUUUCUUUUGUUCUUUCGUUUUGCUGAUUUGUAAAAGUUUUACCAGCCUUUUCUUACCAUUUUCAGGAAAAGUAAUUAAGUUAAAACUUAUACGAACAACACUGUCUAUGCCUCGGUUUUUAUGAUAACUCUACUUAUAGUUUUAUAUGCAAAAUGUACUACGUAUUGGGAUAUUGGAGGCACUAUAAAGCGUCAACACUUAUUGCUUGACGAUUGAGUA